GAGAGAGUGAGAGGAAAGAAGGGGGAACAGUCUGAUUCGAUUUAACGGGACUUGCAACUUCAUCGGCCUCUCUCUUGCUUCGACUUUCAAGCUGAAUAUACGAAAGACCGUGAAAAAAUAUGCAAACAACGUAAAGAGCCAAGCGUCCAGUAUAAUUUGAUGCAAUUAUCGUUGAUGCAAUUAUGAAAGAAGAAAAAGAAAAUGAAGUAGGAAAAAAGAAAUUGUCUAAGGAAUUUCCUUACUUAUCUACCUUUAUUUCCUUGACUUUCUCUGUCGUGAACAAGAGAAUGAUUGGCAUUAAAGACACUAAGAAAACCGUUUAUUAUAGAUAAUUAUUACGGUGUCGUUUGAAUAUCUUUAAGAAGAAUAGACGAAGACAUCGAUGAAGAAUCUCGCCAUUCUUUUAUCUCCUUCGUCGUUUAUUAUUCAACGGGUAGCUUAGCAUCGUUGAAGAAGUCGAUGGUAAUUUAUCGGAUCCCGGCCCUCUAAACCCAUGGAUAGACGGCACCGUGGUAAAAGAACGCCUUAGGGGUGAAAACGAGAGCCCAACGCUCGAUCAUCGAGAGCCAUUAUGCUCUCGUUAAGCGUGCGAUUGACUUUAGAGUUCGUCGACGAUGCCGCCGUCGAUUGCGGCCGUCGAACGGCUCGUCGAAUCAAUUUUACGCGCGCGCUUCGCGAGAAAUUGCCAAUCGUUCGUUGAAAAAGUGAAAUAUAUAGAGAGACGGAGAGAAUAUUCGCGAAUAUACAUAUAUAAAUUUCACAAGUAUUAAACUUGCAAAAGCGAAAUUGAUAAAAAGAAUCCUUUUGAACUCAAUAUUUCUCAUCGCUCAGUUCGUUUUCUCCGAUUCACCGUCAUCGAGUUACUCGAGAUUCUCCGACUCUCUCCUAUUUCACGCUAAAACGAAUUUUUGUCGUGCGAAUAUAGAACAUGGAAGAAGAUCGUGAAAAGGUCCACGGAAGGAACUCUUACUCGUGCUCACUCUUCUUAGAAAACGUUUGAAAAGGGCAAGGGAAAUCGUUUGAGUAUUUUUAUUUUUUAAUUUAAAAAGCGAUUAAUACCUCUAUAAAAAAAUAUAUAUGUAUAUCGAUCAUAUUUCCACUUUCCUUUUGGUACCAAAGGAAUUUUCUCGAAACUUAUACCGAACUAGGGAGAAGUAGUAUUUCUUCUCGAAUAAUAUUGUCAAAGUUAGAUCUCGAUCUCGACAAAGUUAUAACAGACGGACGGAUUUCGAUCGAGUUUGUACGUGAACGUCGCAUGCAAACGCGUAAACUCAAGAACGUGAACCAUUUGAAGAUACCUUAUAUCAACAUUUGUUACAACUUCAUUAGAACAGAUCCUCGCAUGUAACGCACUCUCAUUUUUCGUUUUUCGAUCGAUGGGUAAUGAUGUAAUAGAAUCACGUAGAGUAUUCUCAGCUUUUUCGUGUCUUUAGAAAGAUAUUACGGUUCUGACUACUGUACGGAGUUGGAUCUGACUGAAUAGUCGUAGAAUUUACUACUUUCAUCUAGUUCAGAAUAUGAUACAUAUAUUUUUUUCGAAUAAAAAAAAGUUAUUGAAGCCAGAUAAAAGAGUUUCGCAUGAGAGGAGAGAAUAGAUCGGUUUGUUUCAAAUAAAAUACAAAUUGUCGAACGUAGAAAAUAAUAUACUUAUUAAGAGAAUGGCGGAUUAUCGACAGGCAAGAAGAUACAAUUCAAAUUGGUCGAGUAAUCGCGUUAUCAUCCCAUCGGCUGAGAAUUUUCUAAACUUUGAACUCUUGCGAAGGGUUUAAAGCAGCGAUCGAAUUGGUUAAAGGAACAACACAGUAACUUCUUAGAACUUUCCUCUGCUCGACGACAACGAAAAGGACAUCGAUGAAGAGGAUGUUGCUUUUGUACGACGGAAAUGCAGCUCGUAAUUCAAGGAGGUGCCGACGUCUUGUCGGUGAGCUGUUCGUUGAGUCUGUGGAAAGGAGAGAGCCGAUAUCUCUACGGUAUGGCUGGAGGGUGAAGGACCGAAAAGAGGAAGAGAACUUGAAGAAGAAGAAGAAGCGUGGAGUGGAGUUAACCGUUCGAGACGAAAGUCUCGACGAGACUUGCAUCAGCCGGUGUGUACGAGACUUGCUCCGGUUCUCUGCAAAGGCGCGUAUAAGUGGUUGAAAAUCGAAGAGAGAAAGAGUGAGAAGGGACCCACCACGAGUCUCUCGUGACCGAGCUCUCCUCUUCGUUUCCUCUGUGGUUUUGUCUCACAUACCACUCUUUCUUCUUCCUCUCUGUCUCUCUCUCUCUCUCUCUCUCUCUCUCUCUCUCUCUUUCUCUUCCACACAUACACACGCAUACGCACAUCAUUUAAAAUCCCAUCGAAUUUCUCCUUUGCCUUUCUUCUUUUUCUCCAAGCACCGUCUCCCUUUUCUCAUCCUUCCUCUUUCCUUCUACUCUUUCUACUCCUUUUCUCUUUAUCUCUUUCUUUUAGUCACACUCGAGAGUUUCGGCUGGCCUUGAUCCAGUCGCACCAACCUCGACUUUUCAAGGGGCCUGUUAGUGUACGACGGUAAAAAGAAAAAGAAGCAUCAUUCUCAUCGUCGUAGUCUGCGAGCUUUGAACCACAAAGUGCAUCCUUCCAUUAGAGCGCGUGAUACUUCGUGGCCAGCCGGUUGCAAGAGCAGGUUUAAUACAAAUAAAUAAAGCACUUUCUAACGAGUACAAAAAAUAAAAUAUAUUUUUCAAAAUGUAUUGGUUAAAAAUAUCUUUUAUCCUAUGUAUGUUUGGAUUGCUAAAAGACUUCAGGCCAUCCGAGUCAUUCGUAACUGAUUAUUUAACAGGACCAUGGAAGAAUUUUACACAUGCACAAGUCAAUCAAGAAAUUUAUCCAGUUAGCACGUACAGUUAUUUUUUAACUCUAGUUAUUAUAUUUUUGAUAACAGAUUUUGUAAGAUAUAAGCCUAUUAUUAUAUUGUGUUCACUUUCUGGAAUGAUUGCAUUUCUUGUAUUGAUAUUUGGAAAAACUGUGCCAGUAGUUCAGAUCACUGAAUUCUUUUAUGGUCUGUUUCUUUCUUCCGAAGUGGCAUAUUAUACAUACAUAUAUGCAAAAGUUGAUAAGAAACACUAUCAAGAAGUGACAGGUCAUACAAAAGCUGCUUCGCUUGUUGGACGGUGUAUGGCUGGAAUUAUAGCACAAUUAACAGCUUCUUUUCAUAUAUUAGAUUUCCAUGAGUUGAAUUAUCUUACCAUUGCAGCGUUUGGUCUCGCCACGAUAUGGACGUUUUUUUUACCAUCCGUCGGUCAAUCGAUUUAUUUUCAUUCACCUAUUUAUGAUCAAAGUAUUACAACCGCACCAGCGGAUACCGUGAAAUCGUCGGAAAGUGACAAUUGCUAUGAAUUCGAUCGUCAUAAACAAUCGAGAUAUAAUCCUGCGAAGAGAAAUAAUGUUACCUCAAUGUCUUCUAAGUUGAAACAUGCCUACGCGUUAUUAUGGCAACAUUUUUUAAACGCUUAUACGCAUCAUCACAUUGUAAAAUGGUCCAUGUGGUGGGCAUUUUCAACUUGCGGCUAUUUGCAAAUAACUAAUUACGCCCAACUUUUAUGGCAAACGGCUGUUGAAUCAUAUGACGAUAUCUAUAACGGAGCGGUAGAUGCUUGUUAUGCAAUAAUAGGUGCUUCCACCGUUUUUGUCAUUUCUAAAAUACCAUUCAACUGGCCAGUGAUAGGAGAUGUAACAUUAACAUUAUUUGCCCUUAUAGAGGGUGGCUUAAUUAUAUUGUGUUCUUAUAAUUAUAAUAUUUGGGUAUUAUAUACUGCUUAUAUAAUAUUUGGAGUGGUUUAUCACACUAUGGUCACUGUUGCAAGCUUCGAAGUUGCAAAAAAUAUAUCUGAAGAUAGCUACGGUUUAAUAUUUGGGACAAAUAUCUUUUUAGCACUAUUGUUCCAAAGUUUGUUAACAUUAAUAGUUAUUAAUGGAAAUCUUGGAGACACUAUUAGAUCUCAGUUUUUCAUUUAUGGCUGUUAUUAUAUAAUUUUGGCUGUGAUAUUUUUAAUAAUAGCUAUAUAUACGAUUAUAAAACGUUAUAGAAAUGGUGAUAAAUUUGAAAUAUGGUUAAAAAAUAAGAACAUUCGAAAGUCAAUAGAUAACAUCGAUAAUAAUGAAUCGUUUAAUACAAAUUCGACGGUAUCUAAAAAUGAUAUCUUAACUGUUCAAUCAGAAGAUAAGUAUUGCGUAAAUUAAUAAUUAUAAAAAAAAUGUAUAAUAUCCUCCUUGUAUUAUUCUUGUACGUAUUAUAUUUACUAAGAAUGAACUAUUUAUUAGCUUUAGUUAGAAAGACGUUGUUAUAAUAACGAAUAAUAUCCCUUUUUUAUGGUUUUUAUUAUUAAAAGAAAAAAAAAAAAAUAAUAAUAAAAAAUAAAAAACCCUUAACGUUGUCUUAAAACUUGUAGUAUGGAAUACGAAAAGAACAGUAUUUGUAUUUGUAAGAUAGUAAAAAAUAAACAUCGAUAGAAAAAUUGAAAUUUAUAUCAGAAACUAUUACUUUUUGAUAAAUUGUAUUAUCAAACAAAUGUUUAUUUUAGAUGAAAAUUCAUUUUAUUAUUCUCACGACGUGAAAAGAAUAAAAAUUAAUCGUGCAGUUUUAAAUAAUUUGAUGGUAUUAUUUAUUGCGGCAAAUACCCAAACGUCAAUGUUUGCGGUUUUUAUAAAAGUGUAAAUAAAAGUAAGAAGAAAAAAGAUAGUAUCGUCGAUAUAUCCUGGUUACUUAACUCCAAUAAUUAUUUCAUGAGCAAUGUUUCUUUGAAUUAAAAUUAAAUAUGCUCGAACGAUCAAAUUGAAAAAGAAGCUAAACGAAUUGAACGUGUACAAAUUUCUUUCUAUAUACAUUGUAUUACAACUAAAAUAAAACAAACAUAUCAAAUCUUUUGAUCAUUUCAUCGAUAUUAACGAGAUAAUAUUAUUUUUUUGUACUUGAACGCAUCACAAAAUAAAGGCAAUAUAUAUAUAUAUAUAUAUAUAUAUAUAUGUGUUUUAUUGGAAAUUAUCGAUAGAAACGUAGUCUUAAUCAUCGAAUCUUGUGGGAUUUUCCUUCGGAAUGCAUUGCAAUUAUAUAGAGUCAAUUAAAAUACGUAGACGAUCAGAAACGUGCGUAUAAACAUCUUCGAUGAAAACCGAGGGGAGGUCAAAGCGACAGAUAGUAAGUACGAUUUGUUUAUGAGGGGCAUCGAGCAUAUAAAACAACUAACGGCGUUGCCUAAUGCCGCAGUUUGUAAUAUCCACGCGAGUGCAAACAUAUUACACGUUUUUCGUCCGUCAUCAUAACUCGUGUCUUUGGAAAAAAGCAGCUUACCUAAAAAGGAAUUUCUAUCCGUAAAGCAA
Messenger RNA from Vespa velutina, 5335 nucleotides. Its product is annotated as thiamine transporter 2-like. The record is from RefSeq and is a predicted model, not a curated record. Gene Ontology annotation, biological process: vitamin transport; transmembrane transport. Bases 2705 to 4198 code for a protein of 497 amino acids. NCBI's taxonomy places the organism in Eukaryota, Metazoa, Arthropoda, Insecta, Hymenoptera, Vespidae. The transcript has 7 exons. Gene Ontology annotation, molecular function: vitamin transmembrane transporter activity. Gene Ontology annotation, cellular component: plasma membrane.